CGCGGCGGCUUUUGUCAGUGCGCGGGGUUCGCCGACGUUGUUCGGUUGUGUGUCAAAUCAAACCUCACGGUCUUCCGCAGCCUCCGAUAUAGAGAGCGAGUGCGGAGCCGUCGAUUGGGUCUGCGUACGGACUGGAUUCUAGGGCUCGGCUCGGUUCAUUCACACGAGGGCCGGCGCGACGGAGAGACGGCCGCGUAUGUGCGCGCUGUCAUGACUGACACACUUCUGUCCGCACCAGCCGCUACGCAUCCGAAGAGCGAUAACCGAGCGAACAGCGUGCCAAGUUUCGUUUUCAUCUUCGCAACGGCUGCGUGAGUUAUCGCACGUGUUCGCCGGUAAUGCAAACGCGCCCCGCCAACGAACAACACUAAAGUUCCAAAAUCAAAUUUGACGUUCUCUGUCUGUAUGACAGCUGACGCGCGAAUGUAAAUAAAUAGUUGAGCACGUAAACAUUUUGUGAAAAAUUGAAAAGUUGAGUGUUCAAAAGAAAGUGUAGAUAAAACAGUGGAAAAUGACGUCCCGCUCGAAGGAAAAAGUCGCUGCCGCUUUUCGGAAACUGUUCCGAUCACCGGAGAAGCUCGAUAACGACGGUGCUGGGCCAAGCGGCUCGCCCGCAAGGCGGGGACUCCUGCGUCGACACAGAGACGGCGUUAGCCCUGCAGAGGCGGCUGCAAGCCUGCCCUCGAGUCCCGGCGCUACAUCACUCGUAAAGAAGAAGGGCAGCGCGGCAGCAGGCGAGGUGCGGGAGCGCGCCGCUGCUGUUCGCACGCGAAGACUCAUGAAGGAGCUCAAGGAGAUACAGCGUCUGCAGGAGAACAGGCCUGAUCCCGCCUUCACGGUGGAAUUAGUGAAUGACAAUCUAUUCGAGUGGCACGUGCGCCUGCACCAGAUCGACCCGGAGAGCGAGCUAGCGGGGGACCUGCGCGAACUCCACAUACCUAACAUCCUGCUGCACCUCAUCUUCCCAGAAAACUUCCCCUUCGCGCCGCCCUUUAUGAGGGUCAUCGAACCAAGGAUAGAAAAGGGUUUUGUUAUGGAAGGCGGUGCUAUAUGUAUGGAACUGCUAACACCUCGCGGUUGGGCCUCCGCGUAUACUGUAGAGGCAGUAGUGAUGCAGUUUGCCGCCUCCGUGGUAAAGGGUCAGGGACGAGUGGCGCGCGCGCCGCCCCGUCACUCUCGGGAGUUCUCCCGCCGCCGCGCGGAAGAAGCCUUCCGCUCCCUCGUCAAAACACACGACAAGUACGGCUGGGUCACACCCGCUCUCUCCGAUGGUUGAACCAUCGUCAAACGCCAAUGUAUACACAUUGUUGGCAAAGUCAACUCCCAAAUACUCUAACUCCGAAGGUAGUGUAUGUGUUGUGAAUAUGUGCAUGUGCCAUCCUCAAAUAUAGUUUUAAAGUUUUAAGAAUAGAUUAUAAUGUAAAGCUUUCGGAUUUUGUUAAACGUUUCACAAUAACAAAUAGUAGUCGUUGUAAUCUGACAUUCCUGAUAAAAUCACUUCCCUUAAUACGAAAUAUUUAUGUGUCUGAUGUUUUCAUACUUAUUUGGCUUCUUUGUGAAACAACUAUUAUUGUAUUGUAAAACAAAAUUGACGUGAUUCAGGUUUUAAGAAAUAUUAAAUAUCUGUGAAAAUGUGUGUGUAUGUGCACAUAGAUUUUUGAAAUGUACUUAUAGUUUAGUGGAACGAACAUCGUGGAUGUUGUAUGCAAUAGGUUAUUGUUACAAUUUAUUAAUGUAGUAAGUGAUAUCUACAUUAUUUUAAUAUAUUCUACAUUUAUUUCUUAUCGAAUGUGUACUUUAGCAUAGUGUAUGUAAAUUAGGUCUUGCAUAUUUUAGUAUUAAAGCAACUUUGUGAAAGUAUUCUGUGCCAAACAUGCUCAUUUCUCUAGGCAUUUUUACCAUUCUCUAUGUUUACUUUUAUCGCAAUUUUUUUUAAGUUUUGUUUAUUUUUUUUGCAAGCUUGCUCCUUGAGGUGUA
Messenger RNA from Papilio xuthus (Asian swallowtail), 1977 nucleotides. RefSeq names its product ubiquitin-conjugating enzyme E2Q-like protein CG4502. The record is from RefSeq and is a predicted model, not a curated record. The transcript has 5 exons. Lineage: Eukaryota; Metazoa; Arthropoda; Insecta; Lepidoptera; Papilionidae. Bases 512 to 1276 code for a protein of 254 amino acids.